AUGCGGGUGCCCCGGGUGGCUCUCCUGAGCGCCUGCUGCCUGGCAGCCCGGCAGAGGGCCCUGGCGUGGGUCUUGCCCCUCUGGGGCGGCCCUGGUCGGCCGGAGCCUGGGGCCGCGGCGGGCACCGAGGGAGGCGGCCGCCUGGCCGGGCCCGGCGCAGCGGCGAGGGCCCGCGGCCGCCUGCGGGCUGGCAGGCCUUUGCGAGCCAGCUUCGAGGAGUUCUCCAAGAAGGAGCUGCUGCAGUCGCUCCGGGGCCUCGGGUUCACGCAGCCCGAGUGGAAGGGCCUGGAGAAGCUGGCCUGGCGCGUCAACGUGCUGAAAGACCUCCGGCUCUCCCCGGCGAUGCUGAUGGGUUCGAGGGCCCACCGCGCGAAGACCUACAAGGAGGAAAGCCGAGAAGGAGAAGGCCGCGAAGGAGAGAUACGGCAAGUGGAACGCCCUCUCGAAUGCCCAGCUGAGGAAGGCCGUGGUGAUGCUCAGCGACGGGCUCCACGAGCAAGUCCCGGAAGUGGGGCAAGCAAAGGUUGA
Messenger RNA from Prorocentrum cordatum, 528 nucleotides. The record is from the annotation of a GenBank genome assembly. Lineage: Eukaryota; Dinophyceae; Prorocentrales; Prorocentraceae.